This is a messenger RNA of Aspergillus thermomutatus, 783 nucleotides long. Its product is annotated as HpcH/HpaI aldolase family protein. Gene Ontology annotation, cellular component: cytoplasm. Gene Ontology annotation, molecular function: aldehyde-lyase activity. The coding region runs from base 1 to 783 and encodes 260 amino acids. NCBI's taxonomy places the organism in Eukaryota, Fungi, Ascomycota, Eurotiomycetes, Eurotiales, Aspergillaceae. The record is from RefSeq and is a predicted model, not a curated record. The transcript has 4 exons.
AUGGCAGCCUCAAUAUGCAACCCGCAGUUGCGACUUCUUAAUGCUCUCCGAGCCAAUGCGAAGCCAAUCAUGACAUUCUUAGGCCUCCCGUCCUUUCGCACCGCCCAGAUUGUAGCCCAGACGGGCCUUGAUGGCAUCAUUAUCGACUGUGAGCAUGGACAUAUAAGUGACGAUUCGAUGCACAGCGCGACUGCCGCUGUUGCUUCAAUGGGGGUGUCGCCGCUUGUCCGUCUCCGAAUGACUCACUCGGACUUGAUUAAAAGAGCUCUGGAUACCGGUGCACAUGGCAUCGUCGUCCCUCAAAUCAAUACCGCCGAGGAAGCUCGGGCUGUGGUCACCUAUUCCAAAUUUCCCCCACAAGGACUUCGUGGGCAAGGUUCGGCGUUCCCAGCCAUUACACACGGAAUUGACAUCCAGACGUACAUGGAAACAGCGAACAAAACGCUUAUCACGUGUCUUCAAAUCGAAUCGAAACUGGGGCUCGAGAAUGUUGACGCUAUCUGUGCUGUACCUGGCGUUGAUAUGAUUUUCAUCGGGCCCAACGACCUGGCUUUGUCGCUCCUGGGCCAUGUGCCCGCGAAAGGGGAUGAGCCUGAGCUUGUGGAUGCCAUUGACAAGAUUGUGGCCGCAGCCAGGAAAUAUGGAAAGUGGGUCGGCCGAUUGUCAAAUAACGGAGCUUUGGGCAGGGAGCAUCUGAAAGUCUUCGAUACUGUGGCAUUGAGCUACGAUAUCCGGGCGAUGCAGAACUGGUAUACCAGUGAACUGCAAGUUGCGCGUUCAUGA